Molecule: messenger RNA, 3245 nt
Organism: Tachysurus vachellii
Lineage: Eukaryota; Metazoa; Chordata; Actinopteri; Siluriformes; Bagridae
Gene: slc29a3
Product: solute carrier family 29 member 3
Exons: 7
Coding region: 268-1653 (461 amino acids)
Biological process (GO): nucleoside transmembrane transport
Cellular component (GO): plasma membrane; Golgi apparatus
Molecular function (GO): nucleoside transmembrane transporter activity
Source: RefSeq, a predicted model, not a curated record
GUAAAGGAAGAAAGAAGAACUGUUUACUGAGAUUGAGUCAGUGUUAGUUUUUUUUACUUGGAAGCAGCAGCAAUAUUAUGCUAUAUUUAUAGACCGUCCAACAGAAAUACUUCUCUGUUUUAAAUAUUGUGAAUCACUUGCGAGGAUGAAACAGCAACAAGAGUCUCUAAGUAAAGGUUUCUUACAACAUUUGCUGUUGUCACAAAUGUUAUCUGGUGAAACAAAAGCGAUAUUGCAUCCCUCUACCAUUAAUUAAGCCCUCUCUUUAUGAACUCUUUAUACAGUCCCACACUUCACACCAUCAUGUCUGAUGAGAGGUCAGGGGUCAAUCCUGAGGAGGAAGAUGAGGGCAUGACACCCCUGAUUGCUCGCCAGCGGCCACACGACUCCUACUGCCUUGUCUAUGGCAUAUUUUUCAUGCUGGGCAUUGGCUCACUGCUGCCAUGGAAUUUCUUCAUCACAGCCAAGCACUACUGGCUUUACAAACUAAACAACGGGUCCAGCCUGGCCAGCAACAAAGAACUCCACACUGAUCUCAGCGAUUACUUUGAGAGCUACCUUGCCAUUGCAUCCACUGUUCCUUCAGUGUUAUGCCUAGUCCUCAACUACCUCCUAGUUAACAGGCUGUCCUCUAAUGUUCGGAUCCUUUUGUCUCUGGCUGUGAUCCUGCUUGUGUUCAUGAUCACAACAGUGCUGGUGAAGAUGGAUGUAUCUGGCUGUAGAAAGAUGUUCCUGGCUGGUACUCUGGCCAGUGUUGCACUGGUCAGUGGAGCCUCCAACAUUUUCAGUGGCAGCAUGUUUGGCAUCAGUGCAUAUUUCCCCAUGAGGAUAUCACAAGCUCUCAUAUCAGGUCAAGCCAUGGGUGGCACUUUGAGUGCAGUAGCAUCUAUAGUGGAUCUGGCUGCAGCAAGUGAUGAGACCAGCAGUGCGCUGGCUUACUUCCUUACCGCUGACAUCUUUAUUAUCUUCUGCAUCAUCUUGUACCUGCUGCUGCCCAAAGUGACCUACUCCAGGUACUACUUGGGGGCUUCCUGCACUGGCACUGCCACCACAUCUGAUAGCUCUCUGUCCACUUCCACAUCCAGCAGCAAUCCAUCAGGCAUUUCUGUGCCCCCCCUCAGACCCAUCAUGGGAAAGAUGUGGAAGCUGUGUAUAUAUGUCUUUUGGAUCUUCUUCAUCUCCAUCACCAUCUUCCCAGCCAUCUCCUCAGGCAUUCAGUCAGUGGAUAAAGACUCGGGCAGCCCCUGGAGCGGCACCUACUUUGUGCCACUCACUAGCUUCCUGCUAUAUAACGUGGCAGACUUCAGUGGUAGGCAAAUGACCAUUUGGCUCCAGGUUCCUGGCCCAACCAGCCCUGUGUUACCUAUCCUUGUGGCUUGCAGAACUGCAUUAGUUCCGCUCUUUAUGUUCUGUAACUACCAGCCUCGGUAUCACCUGCAACGGGUAUUUUUUGCUUAUGACCUCUUCCCUGUUAUAUUUGUUUGCCUGCUAGGGCUUUCCAAUGGAUAUCUGGGUACUCUGACCAUGAUAUAUGGGCCCAAGGUGGUGCCACGCGACCUCGCAGAACCAGCAGGUGUGAUCAUGUCAUUCUUUCUGACAGCAGGGCUGGCAGCAGGCUCUGCUUUCUCUGUUUUGCUUGUUUACUUUUUCUGAUUGUAGCACACUUAAAAUGGUUUAAUGGUUUAAAUGGUUUAAAGCUUAAAUGGUUUAAUGUAAAAUGGUAAAUGUUUACAUGUAGAUGUACUGAUUGCUCUUAUCGAGGGAACUUAAUCAGUCUCAUCAUUGAAAUAUUUGGAAUGUGGACGUUCCGCUGCAUAUGUUGCAUAUUAUGUAAAUUUAAUGUUUUUACUUUAAGGCCAUGUUUAUUCUUAAUGUGUUACUGUGUGUGCAGGUGUAGAUACAGCUUCACAAAUUUUAUAGCUUAAUACAGUUCACAAAGUUUCUUGCAUUAAUUUUAGAUACAUGAUUGGAGUGGGAAUUUAGUUUUUUUUUUUUUUUUUAUCCAAAUGUUUAAUUUGAAAUGAGUGAAAACCUGAGUAUAGGUUUUCACUCAUUUCAUCUGUGUCAGACAAAUAAAACUUGCCCAACAGCCAACCUUAUCUGCUUCUUUUCAUACAUAUUGUUAAUUCUUACAAGACCAAUAAUUGACCAAACACAGAGCUGUUGGAGGUUUUGUAGGUUGCUAUAGGAAACUAAAAGCAAACUAAGUUUAAACUAUGUACAGAAUUUUUUAUUUUACAAAAUAUUUUAUGUAGGUAAAAAGGGGGAAAUGUUUACAUUUGGUUUUUGUAUUUGAUUUGUGACUAAAUAGACUAAUUGUUGUCAGACGCUUUAUAUAAUCUCUAUACUAUUAAAUACAUAACAACCACUCUGAAUGAAAGAUCUUAAGAAGCAGUAGAAUAAGGUUGGAUGUAUCAUUGAGGAUGAAAAAGAAGACCUAAACUAAAAGUGUGUACCAAAUUAAUAAACGCCAUUAAAAAUGCUUUUCAGUGAGUUUACAAAUGCUACAAAAGGAUAAGCCAUUCAAGUAGUUUUCUGCUGUUGUAGCCCAACUGACUCAUGAGUUUUCUUCAUUCUGAGAUGCUUUUAGCUCACCAGAAUUGCACAGAGCAGUUGUAGCCUGUGUGUCAGAUUGAACCUGUGUAGCCAUUCUCAGGUGACCUCUCUCAACAAAAGGUGUAAUUGUUCCUAAUAAUCUGAGUGCAUAUUUUAUUUUUUUUAAUAGGUAAUAUCACUUUUAUGAAGUUAUAAUACUGUAGACUUUGUUUUAAUACUGUAUUGUUGUAAUGCAUUUGUGCAUUAAUUUAACAUGAGACCUUUACAGAGUGAUGUAAUGUUUUGAAACUGAGGCUUUGGAGCUUGUAUUAAAAAACAAAACAUUUGACAGCGAAGCACAGUAAGGGAGCUUGAUUUGUUAUUACUUAACCGUGUUAAUAUCCAAAGCUUUGUUUUCACACAUGCAGGUGACAGCUUAUUAUUGUGUUUCAAAAAUAUUCUUUGCGCAGAUUUUAAGUGUCUUUCACUUUGCUAGUUAAAUGAGACCAUGCUUUAGAAUUAUUAGGACUUGGACUUGGCCAUUUUCAGGGAAAAAAUACAAAAUGUACAAUAAACUGGUUGCAUAGUUGUGCACACCCUUUUAUAAUUAGGAAUGUGGCAUUGUUCAUAAUCACGCAAUCACAUUCAAACUCGUGUUAAAUACUAAUUAGUAUAUACCUUCCAUCAAAUAAAGUGACUGAUUAAACAAA